Molecule: messenger RNA, 582 nt
Organism: Aspergillus calidoustus
Lineage: Eukaryota; Fungi; Ascomycota; Eurotiomycetes; Eurotiales; Aspergillaceae
Source: the annotation of a GenBank genome assembly
AUGGCGACCCCCAAACAAAGCAACACCAUCCUCCUCUUCCUCACAACCAUCCUCUCCCUCCUCCACGCGGCCAGCACGCAAAAAACCCCAAAUGAAAACCUCGUCCUCGCCGACUGCGGCAUCGGCCUCGGCGUCAACGGCGGCUCCACCUCGCGCGAAAUGAUCUACUACCCCGGCGACGUCUGGACCGGCAACGGGGCCGCCACCAACAGACCGACAAUGAUGGUCAACGUCCCCUGGAGCGGAUCGUACCCGUGGGGCCAAAAGGGGGGCGUGUCGGCGCGCAUGCCCAACGGUGACGUCUUUACCGUUCACAUCAACCCGGCCAUCAGGGACCCCGUUGCCGCGGGCGACGCCUGGCAUAUGUACGAGAUGCAUCUGCCGCUCAAGUGUUAUUCUUAUCAUGUGGAUAACGUGUACAAGCUGGAUGAUGGGAAGUGGUGUUCCAGUGCGUAUGUGUGUAAUCAUCGGGGCACGCCCACGCCGCAUGUGCGGCCGGCUCCCGCGCCGGGGCCGGGGCCUGCGCCCGUGAAUCCGGGUCCGCCUUCUGGGGGUGCGAUUUGUGAUGUGUUGAAUAAUUGA